CUCCAAUUAACAUACAACAAGAACUAUGCUGAGUGAGGUGCAACGACUGGCAGAACUAGGCCAGGAGGGGCACCAGCGCGAACACGAAGUGGAGCGUCUGGUACCUCAACUGCCCCAAAGAACCGAACUGCCCCAACUGCUGCUGCUGCUGCUGCUGCUUCUGCUGCAGUUAGACCAUUCACACCCACAUCAAUCAGUGCGACAUCCUUUACCUAAAGCUGAAACCACAAAUAGUCCACAAAUUAUACCGGAAGUAAUCGAAAUCUCAUCUGGUGGCGAAGAAGAAGACGAUAUCGUGGAGGUACCCGAUGAAGCGGACAUUGUGGAAGUUGCGGAAGAGGAUGACGAAGACCAGGACAUAGAGGAGGUAAUACAACCAUUUGACGGGGAAGUCAUAACAACCAGAGAUAAUAGAAACAGUCCUCGUCGACGUCGACGAGUGAAUUCCACUUCACCCACGAGGAAUGUCAGACAACGACGUAAUUCUGAAGAUGUGGAGAUUUUGGACGAAAGACCAGCCACUAGAUCAUUAACGCCAAUGGAGAAUCCAUACCAAUAUCUUCUGGAGAAUGAUUAUUUUCGAUAUCAAAUGUUAUUACGACAAAGACCGACUGAGACAGGCCGUGGGAGAGUCACUAGAGGUGGCCCUCAGAAUCAUAGUAGCCAAGAUUUAACGUACGAAGAAUUCAACCGGUUAUUUGAAGCGGAAGAUGAACGAGAUCUGUUGACUGGCCGAACCCGAAGAGCUGCCGCUUGGUGGGGCCCGGGAGGAAGAUUACCACUUCCCUUUGCAUUGGUGGGGGUAAAUGAAUUGAUGAAUGCCGUUUCUGGAGGUGGAGGAGGACCAGUACUGGACUCUGGAUCAAAUGAAAUCGAAGCAUCUAUUCUCAAUCGGAUUGAAAGAGAAAAUGAAAGAGAAGUAGAUCGUAGACUUCAAUCUGAGAACAUAUACAAUAAGAAGGCAUUGGCGGACAAGGUUUCUGUUACGCAAAAAGAGCAUAAAGGUUAUACCAAUGAUAUAUCUGAACUGAGAGACCUUUGCUGUGAGCUUUGUGCCACUAGUCUUGGUGAAGGGAUACCAGAAGGAUUUAUCCCAAAUGCUAAAUAUGAUGAUCGAAUUGAGAAAUAUCAACAAAUGUAUGGAGUUCCAGCACCAUGGUUCUGUGUUAAAUUAAUAACUGAAGUUGAUCGAGAUUUAUCUAAGCGAGUUUUCGCAGCUAAAUGUGGACAUGUAUAUUGUGGGAGAUGUGUUAAGAACAUAGGUAGUAGAAUACCCAUACGACGGAAACGAAGGAAACAAGCAGAUCCAAUCUCUAUUGAGAACCCAGUAAUAUUUUCUCCUAGAGGGUGUGUUGCAGAUAGUUGUGGGUCUAAUUUCAGGGGUAAAACUCCAUUUACAGAAGUUUUCUUUUAGGGAUAGGUAAUGAGACAAUAAAGUGCAGAACAAAUGCACUCAUGAAUGAUAAUUAUACGUAGAGAAAUUAAGACUAUAUUAACCUAAUUUUUUUUUUCUUUUCUUUAUUUAUCAUCAUGUACGUACGUAUAUACUUAUAAAACAUCU
Messenger RNA from [Candida] anglica, 1561 nucleotides. NCBI's taxonomy places the organism in Eukaryota, Fungi, Ascomycota, Pichiomycetes, Serinales, Debaryomycetaceae. The record is from the annotation of a GenBank genome assembly.